Chaetomium fimeti is the source of this 1466-nucleotide messenger RNA. RefSeq lists its product as uncharacterized. NCBI's taxonomy places the organism in Eukaryota, Fungi, Ascomycota, Sordariomycetes, Sordariales, Chaetomiaceae. The coding region runs from base 330 to 1130 and encodes 266 amino acids. The record is from RefSeq and is a predicted model, not a curated record. The transcript has a single exon.
CAACUUACAUUUCUUCUGCUUUGUGUGGAAUUGGAUGGGGCGAGUUUCUUUAAGAAGCUCGGCUUUGGUGUGACGAGCACACUGCCUCGAAAUUGGGCCUGGUUGCACGGUGGGAGGCGAGGCACGGAGGAAGGAAGUACAACUGAAUCACUUGUGGCAGCGCUUGGUUGGGAAGAGAAUGGGGAUUAUUCGAGUUCAAUUUUCAGACGGACGAGGUCCCUUAAAGAAGGAACCGUCUUAUGUUCGAGAGCUAUGACAAUGGCAUCCAAGGAUGGCAUUGGACGAUGGGAGAAAGGGAGGGGGGAUGGGGGUGAGAAAGAAGAAAUCCCAUGGUCGGGAUGGUUCCACCUGCCUCGUCAUCCCCAAAAUCCCAAAAUCCCGUAUCUUGUCGCCCCUUGGAAGCACACCAUGGAGUCUCGGCACAGGGAAGAGCUGCGGGCGGUCGAGGGGCGGUCGAGGGGCGGUCGAGGGGCGGUAUGCAGGGAAGAGGUCGAGGCCCAUUGAGGUUCUUGGUUGCCAACCACGCUCCCACGCCAACUCAGCAACUCAGCAACUCUGCGACUCAACCCCCAGCUCAACCCAGCACUACCCACCCAGCUCAACCCACGCUCUCAACAAGUCAACCGGAAGCGUGGGAUAUCGUGUGUAAAAGUCUGGCCAUCACGCGUCGUCAGAGCACCAGCAGGAUCAGCAAUGAUCAACACGCUGUCGUGCACGCCUUAUCUCUGAAGUCGGUAAGGGGGUUGCACCGACCAGAGCUUGACGAGCGGGUACACCGGGGGAGGUGCAGCGAAACUGCAACAUUCUGCAGCUUUUGCGGGUCCGACAUGGAAGCCCUCUUGCCUCGUGACAUGCAAAGCUUUAUUCGGGUCGGGGCUAGAACCAGUCGUGCCAGUGGCACAGCGUCUGGAUCGCCGCCUCCCCCACUCCUACAGCAUCUUGUUCCUUCCCCGGAGCUCUACCGAGCCCUCGACGCGAGCUGCGGGUGUGCGGCCACUGCGGGGCUGUUUUGUGGGCGAGAGCGGGCGGCCCGGCCUACCCGGAAUCCGGACCCGGCAGGGCUGUCGCAGCGCCUCCGAGGAAUUGGUACGCGUGGAACGCGAGGAACGCCCACCGCCGAGUUGAGGUAACGCCGAUCGCGGACAUUUUGCUUUGUUGUCCGCUGUUGUCCGUUGUUCGUUGUCCGUUGUCCGUCGUCCGUCUACCCGGAGUGUCUUUCGAUCAACCUAAACGACAGCCCAGUGGGCAGUAAAGAGCGGGUGCGGGGUGGGGAACUGCUGUGUACCUGACCAUUGGUGUUGAACUGUCUCCCCAUCUCUCGGCUUGCGUUAUGUGUUGUCUUUCUCGUUGUUAUAGGUAGGUAGGUAUUCUUAGUUGUUGUUUGCUGGGCAAAGUAAGUCGGUCGGAUAUUGAUGCGGAAUCAAUCUGGCCUUGAGUAACAUUUCGCUGAUGGUUUAACGCUCGAG